CCAAUUCAUUUGUCCGACUUCCCGAGCAGGAGGAAAUGGGAUUUCCAGGAAGGAAUUGAACGCACCACACCAGUCGGAACACUCCAGCGGUGGUAAUCGGACAAGAUGCAGACUAUAAAGUGUGUGGUAGUGGGUGACGGUGCUGUGGGGAAAACCUGCCUGCUCAUCUCCUACACAACCAACAAGUUUCCCUCUGAAUAUGUACCAACCGUCUUUGAUAACUAUGCUGUGACAGUGAUGAUCGGAGGGGAGCCGUACACCCUUGGACUGUUUGACACUGCAGGUCAGGAGGACUAUGAUAGACUGCGACCCCUUAGCUACCCUCAAACAGACGUCUUCCUCGUCUGUUUCUCAGUCGUAUCGCCUUCCUCCUUUGAAAACGUCAGAGAGAAGUGGGUCCCUGAGAUUUCUCACCACUGCCCGCGGACGCCCUUCCUGCUGGUUGGAACUCAGGUGGAUUUAAGAGAUGACAGCAACACAAUGGAGAAGCUGGCCAAGAACAAACAACGACCUAUGAGCUCUGAAAGCGGGGAGAAACUGGCGCGAGAGCUCAGAGCUGUCAAAUAUGUGGAGUGCUCAGCUCUGACGCAGAGAGGGUUGAAGAAUGUGUUUGAUGAGGCCAUCCUGGCAGCCCUGGAGCCCCCAGACAUCAAACCCAAAAAGCGCUGCCUUCUCCUAUAGAAACCUUCCGGAAGAUGUGGAAGACGAGAAGCAGAAGAAGAUGGAGGUGGACGAGGAAGAGAUCAAUCCUGUAUGGGAACAGAGGGAGGGAGCACCAAGGGGAGGGGUGUAGACACAUGUUUAAACAGUGCCUUCAGCCGUAGUGACCUAAUAUGGGUGUGGUGUUAAAGCUGACAGGCGCUUUAUUUUCCUAGUAGAUAAGUCGCUCUAACAUGGUAAACAUUUAUGAACUACACUCCACACUAACAAGUAAACAGGAUUUUCUUUUGUUAAUGGGAUGUGAUGAACUGCAAGGCAUGGAUGGAGACAAGUUUACAGCUGAAAUUGAAAACCAGUUCCUCAUUUGGAGAAAUAUUUUAGCAAUAAGGCACUGACUGUCUGCAGGAAAUUAAAGAACUAUAUUAUUAGUGUUUAAACACCUUCCUUUUUAUGUGCUAGCUUUACUUCUCUGUACAUCAAGUUUUAUAUGCAUUCAUUUUUUUUUCUGUCAUAGAUCUUUUCUAGCACCAAAAAUGCAUUUUGAAUCCUUAUAUUUAUUCAAAAUAGCAUCCUAAAAGGUUAGUAGAAUCACAAUAAGUGCUUUGCUUAUGCCACUGUAAUUCAAGGUAGUUUUUGGAGCAACUUAAGGCAUUUCUAAUAUUAAAAUAUUUGCAUCUACAAUUAUGUCUAAGUGAGUUAAAAAAAAAAACAAUCUAAUAUGUUUUCAAACAUAAAAUAUGUUUGGAAAUGUUCAGUUUUCAAACACAUUUUAUGUUCACCAAAUUUGGUCUUAAAAUAUUCUAUGGCACUUAAGAAUUUAAAACUGAAUAAUAAAUAAUUUACUUUUUAUUCGUACAAAAAAAGAAACUGAAAACCUUGCCCUCAAUCUGAACAAGUUAUCUGGAGUAAUGUAAGAACAUGAUGAGCAGGAUCUGCAGGAUUGUCCACACAGCAACAAAGAAAAGUUGGUAUUUGACCAAUGUGAAACAAACAUGCAUUUGAGACUUCAAAGGUUCUGUGACAUCUUGAAUCGAAGACUCCGAUCAAACUCAUAUUUACUUUUAAGGCUUCAAUUUUUAAUGAUUGAGGUUGUUUUUAGUUUUUAACAAACGUGCAAAGAGCAAAGGGUAUGUAUUCUUAGAGAAAAAAGCUUUUUUUAAAACAUAGAAUAUGUUUCAUUGUUAAAUAAAAGUUGUGCCUUUCUGCUUUUGCACUCCAUGAAAGUGAUUAAAACUUUGCUUGAAUACAUUUUAGAUUAUUGGAGGUUUAAAGUGCUCAACAUGUUUGAUAGUCUUAUUGCCUUGACCCAGUCAAACUCCUAAUAGUUGGUUGCUGUAAUCUAAUGAUGGAUAUUAUGAUUUAUAUAUAUACACAUAUAUAUAUAAAUACUUUUUAUUUUUAAGCUGUUUGGUGAGCCAUAUUGUUCAGAAAUUUUGCAGCUUUAUUUUAUCGAUCUCAAACAGUUAACACAAAACCACGCAAUGUUUUCUAUUUUGUUCUUCUGGAAAGAUCUCUCUAGUUUUUAGCACGCCUGAAAAAGGACUGCUGUGGUUCAAAUGUUCCUUUGCUGUUUCUUCUGCCAAAGUUUGACUAAGUCAUUGCUUCACAGAUUCCAGGAUGUUGAUCUAGAUAUUAACAUAAUUAGUAGGAAUUAUCAUUUGAAUUUUUCAUAGUUUAUUUUGUUGCUGUUACGCUGCUUUCUUAGCCCAACUUCUUUGAACAAAAUGAAAACUAAAGCUUGUUUUGUUAGCAGAGCUUCACAUUUUUACUCAGCAGUUGUGCUUAUUCAAAACUUGUUCCUCUGGGGACUAGAUUUUGUUAAGCAUUGAAUGGGAUAAAUGGUGAUGUAUAUUAAUUUAUGGAGUUUCAGUGCUCUCUAGCACUGACUGUCCUGAGCCCAGAAAACACUUUUAAUCCCUCAGAUGACUGUAUUUUCUAAUGACAUGAACACAAAAUUCUUUUUUUAAGCCAAUCUGUUGAUGUUGACAUUUUGAUCAGAUAUUAAAUGAAUUAUUAUGAGUAUUAUAUAGAUAGUUUUGCUUCAUAUUGUUUCUUUGGGGACAGUAGUCUUGCUGGGUUUUAGACACUUUAAAUUUUGAUUUCCUCUUUGUGCUUUUUAGAUAUUUUUACUACUACUUGAUGAACACACUGAGUGCCAACAGUUAAGGUAUCACCGGCUUAGUUUGGCAAACAAAAAGAUCUUUAAUAAGCUUCUGAUGUCAAAAACGAAAGAUAUUUUAAAACAAUACUUGGAGAUUGAAUAAUAUUUGUCAUGCAUUAAAUUUGAAUGUUUGUUGGAAUGGGUGUAUGGAAAUAAUAAAAAUAGUACUUGAAUGUUU
Messenger RNA from Poeciliopsis prolifica (blackstripe livebearer), 2999 nucleotides. Its product is annotated as cell division control protein 42 homolog. Gene Ontology annotation, molecular function: GTP binding; GTPase activity. The record is from RefSeq and is a predicted model, not a curated record. Gene Ontology annotation, cellular component: dendritic spine. The transcript is spliced from 6 exons. Bases 106 to 681 code for a protein of 191 amino acids. Gene Ontology annotation, biological process: modification of synaptic structure; small GTPase-mediated signal transduction. Lineage: Eukaryota; Metazoa; Chordata; Actinopteri; Cyprinodontiformes; Poeciliidae.